Messenger RNA from Condylura cristata (star-nosed mole), 2151 nucleotides. It is a transcript of the gene VAV2, whose product is annotated as vav 2 guanine nucleotide exchange factor. Gene Ontology annotation, biological process: cell migration; regulation of GTPase activity. The record is from RefSeq and is a predicted model, not a curated record. Lineage: Eukaryota; Metazoa; Chordata; Mammalia; Eulipotyphla; Talpidae. The transcript has 19 exons. The coding region runs from base 1 to 2151 and encodes 716 amino acids. Gene Ontology annotation, cellular component: cytoplasm. Gene Ontology annotation, molecular function: protein binding; guanyl-nucleotide exchange factor activity.
AUGUGUGGCCCCGUGAAGAGGCGCUGGCGCAGCUGCAGGGGCCCCCACUCCUCAGAGCUGCCCGCCGCCCUGGGCCGGCCAGGCCGGACACCGGCGAGGCCCGCGGACUUCGAGCCAGCUCUUCCCGGCCUGGGCGCCAGGGGGCGCUGUCUCCCCGUUGCUGAGGCCGCGCUGGGGCCUGCAGGGCCACAGCCCCAGGUCGGGGGUCACCCUGGGGCCCCGCUCUCAGCCAGCCUGGGGGUCCCCACGGCCCUGCCUCGGGGCUCCAGGCCCCUGUCGGAGGAGCUGGGGCCGCGCCAGCGAGCGGUGGCCAGAGGUGCCCAGACGGUGGCCAUUUGGCACUCAGAGGCCACAGAGUGCACACUGAAGGUGCAAGACGGCAAGUUCAAGCUGCAGGACCUGCUGGUGGUGCCCAUGCAGAGGGUGCUCAAGUACCACCUGCUCCUGAAGGUGAGCCGGUCAGGCGGCCUCGGCCGCGGAGCCCACUGGGAGGGCGCGAGGGGAGCCCGCGGCUUCUGCGCCGCCUUCUGCAUGACCCGUGAGCGCGUGGCCCGUGAGCGCGUCGCCCGUGAGCACGUGACCCAUGGUACAGUAGCGGAGUGUCUGUGUCACGUCACACAAAGGAACGUUGUGGCUAAGGCCAGUUGCCGGAAACUGCCGGGAAGCCGGCGCCUGGGCAGGCCCCGGGCGCUGCAAGUGAAACUGGAGGAGUUUGGGAGGCCGAAGAUAGACGGGGAGCUGAAGGUCCGGUCCAUAGUGAACCACACCAAGCAGGACAGGUACUUGUUCCUAUUCGACAAGGUGGUCAUCGUCUGCAAGAGGAGGGGCUACAGCUACGAGUUGAAGGAGAUCAUCGAGCUGCUCUUCCACAAGAUGACCGAUGACCCCAUGAACAACAAGGACAUCAAGAAGUCUCACGGGAAAAUGUGGUCCUACGGCUUCUACCUCACGCACCUGCAAGGGAAGCAGGGCUUCCAGCUCUUCUGCAAGACGGAGGACAUGAAGCGGAAGUGGAUGGAGCAGUUCGAGAUGGCCAUGUCCAACAUCAAGCCGGACAAGGCCAACGCCAACCACCACAGCUUCCAGAUGUACUCGUUCGACAAGACCACCAGCUGCAAGGCCUGCCGGAUGUUCCUCAGGGUGCUGGACAUGGACAGGCUUCGGGGCGGAGUGAUGCACGUGGACAGGCUUUGGGGCAAGGUGCUGGACGUGGACAGGCUUCGGGGCGGAGUGAUGCACGUGGACAGGCUUCGGGGCGGGGUGACGGAGGUGGAUAGGCUUCGGGGCGGGCGGGGCUCCCCCGCAGACGUGGAAGCCUCUGGAGCCGGCCCAGGUCCCAAGAUGGUGGCCGUCCAGAAUUACCACGGGAACCCCGCCCCCCCCGGGAAGCCGGUGCUGGCUUUGCAGACUGGCGAUGUGAUCGAGCUCCUGAGAGGAGGCCCCGAGUCCCAGUGGUGGGAGGGCCGGCUGGUGCAGACCAGGAAGUCGGGCUACUUCCCGAGCGCGUCCGUGAAGCCCUGCCCGGUGGACGGACGGCCGCCCGUCAGCCGGCCGCCGUCCCGGGAGAUCGACUACACCGUCUACCCGUGGUUCGCAGGCAACAUGGAGCGCCAGCAGACGGACAGCCUGCUCAAGUCCCACGCCAGCGGGACCUACUUGAUCAGGGAGCGGCCAGCCGAGGCCGAGCGCUUUGCCAUCAGCAUCAAGUUCAACGAUGAGGUGAAGCACAUCAAGGUGGUGGAGAAGGACAGCUGGGUCCACAUCACGGAGGCCAAGAAGUUUGAGAGCCUCUUGGAGCUGGUGGAGUACUACCAGUGCCAUUCGCUCAAGGAGAGCUUCAAGCAGCUGGACACCACCCUCAAGUACCCCUACAAGUCCAGGGAGCGCGCAGCGUCCAGGUCCUCCAGCCGGUCCCCAGGUAAUGCUCAGCGGUGCUCUCCUGGAGGGGCCACUGCCCCCGCCCCCCGCCCUGCUCCCGGGGCUGGCGGUGACCUGACUCCGGCAGCCGGCCGGGCCACCUUGGCCGAGGCUGAACUGCGGGAGGCUGCCCCUCGCGCUGAGGCCGCCGGGCCCCGCCGCGAGGUGGCACGGCCAAGGCCCGCCGGCGCUGACCUGCCCACCCAGGGCCACGCGCGCCCCGGCAGCCCGUGA